GGGUGGGAGGGGGAACCCCAAAGUUUGUAAUAACACACAGUGUGGAGGAGACGCUGGCGAUGAGGUCGGAGCCUCCUCUUGCCCGGAGUGGAGCUGAGGCCGGCAAAGUGGCGGCGGAGCGCAAUGGUUACGUGAGGGACUGUGUGAGCGCUCUGGGCCGGGAUCAGGGCUACCCAGCGUGGGCUAGGUUACUGCCGUCCGCCGCUUGCCUGGGCUCCCUCUCCCUGGUGCUGGCCGCCUUCCUGAGGUGGGGAGACGGGGAGGAGGAGAGCGCCUCACCGCCUCUACCUUCCCUGUCUCCCCCUUCCUCUGCCUCUCCACCGUCCGGGUUGCUGACCCUCCUGCACUGCGUGUUGCCCCUGUUCAGCCUCCUGAGCGCUUUCUUCUGGCUCGGCUUGUACCUGAUCCGCUGCGGCCGGGGCGAGCUGGCCCCUCGGCUGCUAGCCGCCUGCUGCUUGGGCGAGACGCUGCUGCAAGCCGCCUCGCUGCUGGGCGACGAGGAAGAGCAGCUCAUGUCAGCCCCGGCCAGCGCCGUGUUACUCGGUUGUCUAGCCGCCGCUACCCUCCUCCUGCUCCGGGUCGGUCAGGGUAUCGGUACCAUCAUCUUCACCAGCCUCCUGAGGACAGUCUCUCUCCUCUCCCUGGACGGGGUCCGAGCUAGCUGGAGACCCUUCCUCGCUUACUUCAUGGGCAUCCUGGGUGUCCUCCUGGCCCGCUACGCCGUGCACAUCUUGCCCGGCACCCCGCCUGGGAUCGAGGAGAAGAUCCCAGUGAUCAAGAGGAGGAGGAGAUCCAGUUCAGUCAUCGCCGCCGAGGUUUCAAACACUCAGCUGGGUUCCAAACCCCCCAGGAGAACAUCCCUCCCGUGCAUUCAGAGGGAACAGAUCCUGUCGCACUCUGAAUGGGAUCAUAAGCGUGGCUACAGAGGAUCACAGUCUACAGGCACCAGUGUCACUGUUGAUAUCGCUGUGAUGGGUGAGGCCCAUGGACUAAUUACAGACCUUCUGGCUGAUCCUUCUCUGCCUCCCAAUGUCAGUACCUCCUUGAGGGCUGUCAGCAACCUCCUCAGCACACAACUGACCUUCCAGCCCAUCCACAAGCCCAGAAUAAAUCCAUUAGUGUCAUUCAGCGAGUCCUACGCUGGUUCUGACUCCGAAGAAUGCCCGGGAGAGAAGCUCGCAAUCCCAAAGCGACUGAGGAGAAGUCUUCCUCCAGGACUAUUGAGAAGGAUUUCAUCUACAUGGACAACUACAACUUCCGCUACUGGCCUGCCCACCAUGGAGCCUGGGCCUGUCAGGAGAGACCGCAGCGGGAGUGUUAAGCCAUCUCACGAAGUCCCAUCAGGCAGUUCUUUUAAUACAGAGUCUUGGAACAACAGUUGCUCUCCCUCAGUUCUGAUGACCAUUGCCAAAAGCAGAUCAUUCUCAGCCUCCUAUGCUGUUGCCACAAAUAAUCACGUAAACGCUAAAAGGCAAUUGCGGCAAGGUUACUCUUCAAACAUCACACCUCUCAACUCUCCGUGCCAUUCACCGAUCCAGGGGACUCCAGCCGGUAGUCCCACGAGCAAAACCUCAGCUGUUGAAUUUCCAGACACAGCAGAUAUCCUGACUAAGCCAGGCCGGAACCCACAUAAGCCCUUAACGUACACGCAGAGUGCACCAGAUGUCACAGGGCAAUACAGGAGUAGCUGCAUGGUGUGUAGCAGCUGUGGCCGACCGUUCAGUAAACUGACACACUCGGACAGCAUAGCGGAUCGAGUUGAUGCACCAGCCCACUCACUAAGCAGGACUGAGGACGCUGCACAAGCGACAUCUGACUAUGACAGCACCCAUGAAACAAAUAACAGCGACAGCAGUGACAUCACACAGAAUGAUGAAGAGCAGGAAUCAUGUUCAAAAGGAUUGGUUCAAUCCCUCAAAAGUUCUGACUGCAGAAACUAUAGGCCCGAAAGCCUUAUGUUGCAUCAUUUGAUUCCAGCUGAGGAUAAACCAAUUCUUGCCCCGGAACCCCUGCUAUUAGAAGGCCUGGAGCCACUAUUUACACAAUUAAACAACUGGAAUUUUCCCAUCUUUGAUCUUGUCGAGAUGACGGGCUCCAAGUGUGGCCGAAUCCUCAGCCAGGUGGCAUUCAGACUGUUUGAAGACACUGGACUUUUUGAGAUAUUUAAAAUCCCAUUAAGGGAAUUCAUGAACUAUUUUCAUGCAUUAGAAAAUGGAUACAGAGACAUCCCCUAUCAUAAUCGCAUACAUGCCACUGAUGUGUUACAUGCAGUCUGGUACCUCACCACGCAGCCAGUCCCAGGACUUCAGACGGCAAUGAAUGAUCAUGGCUCAAUGAGUGAUUCAGAUUCAGACAGUGGGAUCACACAUGGACACAUGGGAUAUGCCGUAUCGAAAACGUACAAUGAGACAGAGAACAGAUAUGGUUGUGUUAUUGCCAAUGUUCCUGCCUUGGAGUUGAUGGCCCUCUAUGUUGCUGCAGCUAUGCAUGAUUAUGACCACCCUGGAAGAACCAAUGCCUUUCUAGUGGCAACAAGUGCACCACAGGCUGUUCUAUAUAAUGACCGCUCAGUAUUGGAGAACCACCACGCUGCAUCAGCAUGGAACCUUUUCAUGUCACAACAGGAUUACAACUUUUUGAUCAACUUGGACCACGUUGAAUUCAAGAGAUUCCGAUUUCUUGUGAUUGAAGCCAUACUAGCCACAGAUCUUAAGAAACAUUUUGACUUCCUUGCUGAGUUCAAUGCCAAGGUGAACGAAGAGGUCGGACCUGGUAUUGACUGGGCAAAUGAAAACGAUCGCUUGCUAGUUUGUCAAAUGUGCAUUAAGCUCGCUGAUAUCAAUGGGCCGGCCAAAUGCAAGGAGCUGCAUUUAAAAUGGACUGAAGGCAUCGUUAAUGAGUUUUACGAGCAGGGUGAUGAAGAGUCAAGCCUCGGGCUUCCCAUCAGCCCGUUUAUGGACCGUUCAGCCCCUCAGCUGGCCAAACUUCAGGAAUCCUUCAUUACACACAUUGUGGGUCCACUGUGUAACUCCUAUAACUCAGCAGGGCUAAUACCCGGGAGAUGGAUGGAGGAUAGUGAUGAAGACGAGGAGGAAGAGGAGGACGACGAUGAUGCUGAAACAACAGAGGAGGAAGGCACAGAAACAUUGGAAACAAGACGAACGGUAGAGGCACGUAGGAAGCGAAGAAAAGUCUUCUGCCAGAUUACACAGCACCUGAUGGAAAACCACGAAAUGUGGAAAAAGGUAAUUGAGGAGGAACAGAGGAAAGCAGAGCUCGAACAGCAAGACCAGUCCUCCCUGCACCAAAGCUCAGAGACAAUCCAAGCCAUUACUGAGGAAGAGGAGGACAAGGACGAGAAGAAUAAUGAAGAAUCAGAAGGGACGUCAGAGAUACAAACCGGUUCGACUCCAGACACGACCAAUGAGACAUUAGAAGAUGAUAAAAAUGACUGAAUUGUGCAUCAAUUUUUUUUUUAUUCUGUUCCAGCACAAUACUUUGACACAAUACUGUAGAUGUUUAGGACAAUGUGCCUACAGCUGUGAUGGUGUAAAGUUGCUAUGAAGAAGAACGAGACUAAAUAAAUGUCACCAGGGAAGCUUCUGAAUUGCACCACUGGCUGAAAUAGACUUUGAACACUCAAUGGUUACCCAGUAGGACUAUGGUGUACUUCUUCAUUGACAUAUCUUGUUUAACAAUGCUUGAUACCUACAUGUGUAAAAGGAAACACACUGACUUGUUGUCCGACCAUGGUGGCCAUCAAAAUGAAGGAAGACGUACUUCUGAAGCAAGUACGUUGCAGAAAAUGUGGUACUCAGUCUGUAGCUUUUGCUCUAUUUUGAGUGAAAGUUGAAAGCUUUAUCAAGAGUUCUGACAUGGCCUGCCAAUACCUUUUGUGUACAUAACCUUGUAGCUCACCAGCUUUGUAUAAGCGAUCUCUGUGUAGCUGUAGUACUUGUACAUUGCGAAAGUGGACAUGAACAAAUGUUUUAGAAAAAGACUGGCGGACAUAUGGAGGGCCAUUUCACUUUAUAAAAGGUACAUGCUACAAGCCAAACUCCUAGUUGAGGAUUUAUAUCCAUUUUGAAUAUUUUUAUUGUUUAUUUACAUUUCAAUGAUAAUUACGUGCAAAAGAUAACAGUUUAUUGUAGAUAUAAAGAACAUUUUCUAUUGGCUUCUGUAAAUAGCAAACUCUCAAACCAAUUUUGUGAUUUUGUAAAGAUGGUUAUGAAAAUGUCACACUUAAAAAAAAAAAAUUCUUAUUGUA
Rhincodon typus (whale shark) is the source of this 4267-nucleotide messenger RNA. RefSeq names its product phosphodiesterase 3A, cGMP-inhibited (gene pde3a). Gene Ontology annotation, cellular component: cytosol. Lineage: Eukaryota; Metazoa; Chordata; Chondrichthyes; Orectolobiformes; Rhincodontidae. Gene Ontology annotation, biological process: oocyte maturation; positive regulation of oocyte development. The coding region runs from base 60 to 3455 and encodes 1131 amino acids. The record is from RefSeq and is a predicted model, not a curated record. The transcript has 16 exons. Gene Ontology annotation, molecular function: 3',5'-cyclic-AMP phosphodiesterase activity.